AAUGUAUGGCGAGGGGGGCUGAGAAAGCCAAAGACAAAUGCUCAAAGGGGUAGGGAGUGUAGGACCACUUUGAGACCCACAAGAGUUGUUGUUUCCCCCCUCGUACUGUUUGUUUCCAGUCCCUCUAACAAGCAGCGCUUAAUGAUCCAACGCACUCGGGGCUUGUCCGGCUUCUCUCUCCGGUUCCUGGAGAUCCGCACAACGGAGACCCGCUGCAGUGGAGGCAGUUGUUCCUCUUCAAUGUAAUGAGAACUGUCCCACUCUUUUGGGGGAACUUCUCUCUUUCUCUCUCUCGGUGCGUCUGAGUUUCUGAUUAAGUAUUUAAUUUUCAAAGUUUUUUACGCCCAAUCAUGUACGGAUAGCGGACGGUUCGCGCAGGAAUCCGGCUCAAGUGGAUCAGCGCUGACGGGUUUCUGGAGACGGGAUUACACGGCACUGUGGCAACUCGUUGAACGCCCACACACGGGCCCGAUAACGCACCAUCUGGCCCGGAGUAAAUAACACUUCUCCAGAUUGGACAAUAUCAAUGGAUGGACUUAUGACACUGCUUUGAGUCUGGCCGAGUCAAGCAGCCAUAAUGGCAAACUCCAAUCUUUCAAUGCAUGGUCUCUGCAGAGCUGUUUGGCCUCUUGGCUGCGUGCUUCUGAUGUUUGGCUACUUCUCUGUGGCUUCCCCGCACCACGGUCGGCAGCUGAUCUGCUGGCAAGCCAUCCUAAAUUGUAAAAACGAGCCCGGUUGCAACUACGCAUAUGACCACUACGUCCAGGCCUGCGAACCUGUGCUGAGCGGGGCUAAGAAGAGGUGUCCCAGCCACUGCAUCUCCUCGUUAGUUCAGCUCAACUUGACCAAAAGCGGCCCGGCUCUGGAGGACUGCAGCUGCGGCGAAGACUUGAGAUGCGCACGCACCAAGCGGGCCAUCGAGCCGUGCCUGCCGAGGACUACCAGCACGGGCUGUACAGAAGCCCGGCUGCAGUGCGGGAGAGACGCGCAGUGCAGCUCCGCCAUGCAGGACUACUUGCACCACUGCGGGAAACUUUUUAACGGCGCGAUCUGCACGAACGCCUGCCGGAAUGUGAUCGCGAACAUGCGUAAAAUCCCCAAGGGUCAGAAGCUAGAGACGUGCAUGUGCGACGGGUCGGAGAGGACCAUCUGUGAGUUCGUUAAGAGCAGCAUGAAGAUGCUGUGCGUCGACAAUCCAGACCCAGACAGGGAAUACGGCAGCGGACAAUGGGUCGACCUGGAGGACGAUGAUGACAACCCGGACGGCACAGUGGAACCGUGGAGCAGAGCCUCUCUCCCGGCUGCGGGCCGCUGGGGUCUGACCCUGUUGGCUUCUAUUUUGGGUCUAUCGCCCCUCCUUUAAUCUAAGGGUUUUCAAUUGUUCCGAUAAACAGGCAAUCAAAACUUUUGUCAUCCAUUGACCUGCUAUAGUAAAAGCCUGACAAACUGAACAGAGUUUUCUUCGUCAUCAUAACGGCAAAAUCCUCUGCAAAAAAGGAUUAGAAAGGUCUGACACCACUGCAGAUGCUUUGCUUAUGAGAUAAGCUAAACAGAAUUGCCUACUUUUCCCGGUCACAGACUCUCAUUGACAUCCCGUCUUAAUCAGCUGUGCACUGCCAAUCUUUCUCCUUAGCUGUAAAGUAUGAACUAUUUUUGUAUAUGACAAGGCAGUUGCCAUUUGGCACCACUGAUACCUGAUUUACAAAUAUUUAAUGUAACUUGUAAAUAAGAUCAGGAGUAAAAGUGAAACAGUAAUUUAUUACAUGCCUCCAAAUAGCCAGCAUGUCUAUAGAGACUGAGAAUUUCAGCUUUAAAGGGAAUUUAUUUUGACUGAAAAUGGUGUAAAUGCACUGUAAAUAUGUGUAUAGCUAAUAUAGAUUUUCUUUGCUAUUUGUUCAGAAAAUCCUCUAUGUUUUAGGCUAUGAGAUGAUUUAUUCAUAAUGCAAAGUCUAGAUUAAAAGCAAAUGUCUAAA
Molecule: messenger RNA, 1973 nt
Organism: Xiphophorus maculatus (southern platyfish)
Lineage: Eukaryota; Metazoa; Chordata; Actinopteri; Cyprinodontiformes; Poeciliidae
Gene: gas1a
Product: growth arrest-specific protein 1
Exons: 1
Coding region: 578-1363 (261 amino acids)
Biological process (GO): regulation of cell cycle
Source: RefSeq, a predicted model, not a curated record